GGAACGUCUGAAGGCAGCAUCAGCAGCAGGAGCUCCGGUGGAAACAAACCUGGACAUGAGCGAAGGAAAAGGUCCGGUUACCCUGAAAAUUAUCCUCAUAGGAAACUCUGGGGUGGGAAAAUCCUCCUUCAUGAACAGAUAUGUGAAUCACCGCUUCACCAACAUGUACCGAGCCACGAUAGGCACUGACUUCCUCUCCAAGACAGUCAACAUAGAUGAGGAAACGGUGACCCUGCAGAUCUGGGACACAGCAGGUACAGAGAGGUUCCAGUCUCUGGGUACACCUCUGUACAGAGGAGCCCACUGCUGCAUGCUGGUGUUUGAUGUCACAUCCAAGGCCAGUUUCUCCGCCUUGGAGUUUUGGAGGAAGGAGUUCCUGGUCCAGGGCGAGCCUCAGGACCCAUCUGACUUCCCUUUUAUUGUUUUGGGCAACAAGACUGACCAGAGCGGCCGGGAGGUAUCUGGCAGGAGGGCUCUGCAGUGGUGUGAAGAAAUAGGAGCAGAGUACUUUGAAGGAAGUGCCAAAGAAGAUCUAGGCGUACAGAAGCCGUUUCUGAGGGCGGCUCAGAGAGGCAUACAACAGUACAAAAAACACACAUUGGAAAAUACAGGACAUUUCCAGAUAACCUGCAAACAGCCGACAGAAACUCGCAACACCUGUGAGUGCUGAGAGCAGCACUCGUCCCAGUGUGGGAGGGAAAGUUCAGAGAGACCUCGGCACUGCUGAUGAUGACCUAUCUAACGAGGGUGCAAAAAUAGUGACCCAGCAAAGGUACUAUGGAAGGAAAGGACACAAUUGUAUACCACAUGGAGAGAGGAACAAACUCAUUAAAUGUUUUUUCUUUUUUUUGAGAACCUUCAGCUUAUGGUCUAACUUAAGGCAUCACUACUAAAAUACACUGCUUUUGCAUGCA
Messenger RNA from Toxotes jaculatrix (banded archerfish), 914 nucleotides. RefSeq lists its product as uncharacterized. The coding region runs from base 56 to 670 and encodes 204 amino acids. Lineage: Eukaryota; Metazoa; Chordata; Actinopteri; Toxotidae. The record is from RefSeq and is a predicted model, not a curated record. The transcript is spliced from 5 exons. Gene Ontology annotation, molecular function: GTP binding; GTPase activity. Gene Ontology annotation, cellular component: late endosome; lysosome; phagocytic vesicle. Gene Ontology annotation, biological process: phagosome-lysosome fusion; endosome to lysosome transport.